Molecule: messenger RNA, 1515 nt
Organism: Brassica napus (rape)
Lineage: Eukaryota; Viridiplantae; Streptophyta; Magnoliopsida; Brassicales; Brassicaceae
Product: transcription initiation factor TFIID subunit 15b
Molecular function (GO): RNA binding
Source: RefSeq, a predicted model, not a curated record
GACAUUUAUAUGUUGGUUUCCUUUCUAUUUUAGUGGCAAAAACGCGACAAUAUUUUUUGAAGUCUAAAAAGGCACACAAAUUAGCUUAGAGUUUGGUCUGUUAUCUACCGCAAACCCUAGGCCAUGUCCGGUAAGUACAAUCAAGACGGCGGCGGCGGUGCGCCUAUUCCGUCGUACGGUGGUGAUGGAGGUUAUGGAGGCGGUGAUGCUGGAUACGGAGGACGCAGUGCCUCUGGCGGACGCGGUGGUUACGGCGGUGGCGGUAGAGGAAACAACCGUGGCGGUGGUGGAUAUCAAGGAGGCAAUCGCGGUGGAAGAGGAGGUGGCGGCGGCAGAGAUGGUGAUUGGCCUUGCCCUAAUCCAAGUUGUGGGAACGUGAACUUUGCAAGGAGAGUUGAAUGUAACAAGUGUGGUGCGCCUGCUCCUUCUGGCACUGGGGACCGAGGAGGUCGCCGAGGGGCCAGUGAUCGUGGUGGUGGUGGUCUUGAUAGUGGUAGUAGGAGCUAUGAGAGUAGUAGUAGAUAUGAUGGUGGCAGUAGGAGUAGAGGUGAUAGUGGCUCGUACGGUAGUAAUAGUCAACAUAGGGAUAAUAGUUCUUAUGGUCAGGGUCCUCCACCUCCUCCCUUGGCUGCUAUUCCAUCCUACGAUGGUUCCGGCAGUUACCCUCCAGCCAUGGGGUAUGGAAUGGAAGCAGUUCCCCCGCCUUCAAGCUAUGCCGGUGGUCCCCCUUCUUAUGGUGGUCCCACAGGGGGUUAUGGUGUUGAUGCACCGAGGGGUGGUAGAGGUGGUGGCUAUGAUGCUCCUCGACGCCAGGAAUCUAGUUAUGGAGAUGCACCUGCUGAAAAAGUCAAGCAGUGUGACGCGAAUUGUGAUGAAACAUGUAAUAAUGCCAGAAUAUACAUCUCUAAUUUACCUCCGGAUGUGACCGUUGAUGAACUCAAGGAUCUCUUUGGUGGCAUUGGCCAAGUUGGGAGAAUCAAGCAGAAGCGGGGUUACAAAGAUCAGUGGCCCUAUAAUAUCAAGCUUUACACUGAUGAGAAGGGAAAGAAUAAAGGUGACGCCUGCCUGGCUUAUGAAGAUCCCAGCGCCGCACACUCUGCAGGCGGCUUUUUCAACAAUUAUGAAAUGAGGGGGAACAAGAUUGGUGUAACGAUGGCAGAGAAGUCUGCGCCCAAAGCUCCUGCUUUUGAUCAGAGAGGCGGUGGUGGUAGAGGAGGAGGUGGCUAUGGUGGUGGAGAUAGAAGAAGAGAUAACUAUGGUUCAGGACCAGACAGAAACCACCAUGGGGGAAACCGGUCUCGUCCAUAUUGAGAGAAAGAGAUGAAUCAGUUAUGUGUUAUAAGAGUUUGUGUGUGUAAGGGUGGAAAUGUUAUUAUAUGAAUCAACCACGUUUACAAAACAAAAGAGGUAGGUUUUUGUUCACUUUGACCUUGAAUCUUAAUUUCCUUGUCUGUCUAUUUACUGUUUCUUUGGGGACCUAUUAUUUAUGCAUAUGAAUGGUUCGUUUUCUCACAA